CUCGGUCGGGCUGCCUCAACUUUUCCAGGCGUCGGGUUCUUUGGAGGAGUUAUUCUCUCGAUGACUGCAUUAUUUCCUCCUAUCAGGACGAAACUGCUAUCAUGGGAAGGCGGGAGGAGACCCAGGAAAAGCAGAGAAACUGACGACGUCGGCUGGCCUAGGAACUGUCAUACUUGCGUUUGUAUGUUUCCCGCGGGGCCAUUAGUGCUGAGGCCUGGCCGUGGGUCCUCGGAAGAGGACGCUCCUGCGAGCGGUGAAAAUGUCGAGUUUCUCUAGGGCGCCCCAGCAAUGGGCCACUUUUGCUCGGGUUUGGUAUCUCUUAGAUGGGAAAAUGCAGCCCCCUGGCAAAUUAGCAGCUAUCGCAUCAAUUAAACUUCAAGGAUUGCAUAAACCUGUAUACCAUCAACUGAGUGACUGUGGGGAUCAUGUUGUCAUAAUGAACACAAGGCACAUUGCAUUUUCUGGAAAUAAAUGGGAACAAAAAGUGUACUCCUCACAUACUGGCUAUCCAGGUGGAUUUAGACAAGUAACAGCUGCUCAACUUCACCAGAAGGAUCCGGUAGCAAUUGUGAAACUAGCUAUUUAUGGCAUGCUGCCAAAAAACCUUCACAGAAGAACUCUGAUGCAGAGGUUGCAUCUUUUCCCGGAUGAGGACAUUCCAGAAGAUAUUCGUGAGAAUUUAGUGGAGGAGCUUCCUCAGCCACGGAAAGUGCCCCGACGCCUGGAUGAGUACACGCGGGAAGAAAUCGAGGCCUUCCCAAGAGUGUGGUCUCCACCUGAAGAUUAUCGACUAUAGGAAAAUGAAAAUUGCAGAUGACGGAAAGAUCCAUGCGGUGAUUGAAACGUCUUCCUGAUGAGUUUCUCCUAACCUACGGGCAGAGUGCAGCUCCCACUGCACUUUGACAAGAGACGUGUCAUGGGUGCUGAGAGCUUGUGGUGAAAGGUCAGGGGGUGAUAUCCCUUCAAUAGGAAAUUGCAAUAAAAUACACUAUUUUAUAGAA
This is a messenger RNA of Hyaena hyaena (striped hyena), 1001 nucleotides long. It is a transcript of the gene MRPL13, whose product is annotated as mitochondrial ribosomal protein L13. Gene Ontology annotation, biological process: negative regulation of translation; translation. Gene Ontology annotation, cellular component: mitochondrial large ribosomal subunit; ribosome. The record is from RefSeq and is a predicted model, not a curated record. The transcript is spliced from 7 exons. NCBI's taxonomy places the organism in Eukaryota, Metazoa, Chordata, Mammalia, Carnivora, Hyaenidae. Bases 260 to 796 code for a protein of 178 amino acids. Gene Ontology annotation, molecular function: structural constituent of ribosome; mRNA binding.